AAUCAAAUUUAAAAAACUUCAACUCAUCUCAAACCCGAAAAUCAUCCAAAAAAGAAAACCGCCAAAUUUUCACACCGCGCUUCCUCCAAAAAUUUCAAAAUUUCCCCAUUUGCAUAAUCACCAAAACCUCAAAAAUAACCCCAAAUCCAAAAACACAAAUUCAAAUUCUCCAACAAAAACCUCACACCUUAACCUAGUUCUAGUUCUAGUUCUCGUUCUUGUUCUAUCUCUUCUUCUCUCAAAUAACCAUUCUCAUAAUAAUAAUUAUCAUGGUGAGAGAACACAGAGUCGAUUCCUUCUACACAAAACUCCGUCAAUCCGCCCACUCAUCCUCCGCCACAUCCCCCGUCCUCAUCUUCCCUUCAACCUCCGACGUCGAUUCACUCUGCUCACUCAAAAUCAUUUUCAAAAUCCUUCAAUCCGAUUCAAUUCAAUACGCUUGUUACCCCGUUUCGUCUUUUCGUGAAAUUCACAAUUACGCUAAACCUACAACCCUUGAUUCUGAUCCUAUUUCAAUUCUUUUAAUUAAUUGGGGCUCUCAUAGAGAUCUACGGAAAAUUCUUAACCUAGGUCCAAACGCAACCGUUUUUGUAAUUGAUAGUCACCGUCCGAUUCAUCUUCAUAAUCUUAGUGACCAGAAUGAUAAAGUUGUUGUUCUUUUUACACAAGAAGAUGAAAAACAAGCGGAUCUUGCUUAUGAUUUUGAGUUUCCUUUAACUGCUCUUGCUAAUGCUUCUACAACAAUUGACUCCGAUUCUGACUCUGAUUCAGGGUCGGAUUCGGAGUCUGAUUCGGAUUCAGAACACGAAGAUGAACAAGAAUCGAGAAAGAAAAGGAAGCGAAAGAGAAAUUCGGAAGAUGGUGAACCGGGAGAAGAACAAGAACAAGAAGAAGAAGAGAGGCAAGAUCCGGUUAAACUGUAUAGAAAGAGGAAGAAAGAGUAUUAUCGAUUGGGGACUUUUCACGGUAAGCCUUCGGGUUGUUUGAUGUAUGAACUUGCGCAUUUUCUUAGGAAGAAUACCGAUGAAUUGCUUUGGUUAGCGUGUUUGUCGUUAACGGAUCAAUUUGUUCAUGAGAGGUUAAGUGAUGAGAGGUAUAGUGAUGGUGUUAUGGAGUUGGAACAGUAUAUUAAUAGUUCUGGUAAUUUAGAUGCUGUUAAUUCGGUUACUUUGAAAGAUGGAACGAAAAUUAGGGCACCGAAUUCGUCUAGGAUUGCUUAUGAGGAUGAACCGAAGCUGAUGUUGUUGCAGGAGUGGAAUUUGUUUGAUUCGAUGCUUUGUAGUUCGUACAUUGCGACGAAGUUGAAGACGUGGAGUGAUAAUGGGAUGAAGAAAUUGAAGCUUUUGUUGGCUAGAAUGGGGUUUGCUCUUUCUGAUUGUCAACAGAAGUUUCAGUAUAUGAAUGUUGAGGUGAAACGGAAGAUGAAACGCGAGUUUGAGAAGUUUUUGCCUGAAUAUGGACUUACUGAUUUUUAUUAUCGCGGGUUUUUGAGGAUUCAUGGUUAUAGUUCAAAAGUUUCUGCUGCUGAUGUUGUUUAUGGGGUUACUGCACUUUUGGAAUCGUUUGUGAAUUCGGAUGGUUCUUGUGCUUCAAUGCAGUUUAAUGUGGCGUUUGAUGCACUUUCUUUGAACAAUGUUGAUAAACUUAAAGUUGGGAUGCAACAAGCUAUUAAGGUUCAGAGAGCGAUUUUGAGGCAGGGAAGUGUUGCGAUUACAAAAAACGGUUACAUUCGAAGUGGAAGGAAGUUUCGAUGGGUAAAACUUGAGGAUUCUGCAGAGUCGAGAUUGUUGGGGUAUCCUCAAGCUUUGACAAAGUUUUGUUAUUUUCUAAUGGAUGCUUUGAGAGAAAAGGGUGCAAGGAUGAAGCCUUUGAUUUGUGCUUGUAUGUCUCAGGAACCAAAUAAAGUUCUUGUUGUUGGGGUCUGUGGGAGGCCACGUUUGGCUGCUGCUCAAGGAAACGCAUUUGGGGUUGCGUUUAGAAGUGCGGCUGAAGACGUUGACAGUGAGUUUUUCCAUGAGUUGUUUGAGUCUUCUUGGAUUGUGUUAGAAUCUAAAUCAGUUAAUUCUUUCAUGGUUAAGUUGACUGAGAAACUUUGAUGCUGUGUUGAGCUUAGUGACUCAUUUAUCUUAGUUUGUUGUACUAUGAUUUAUAGUAACCUUGUUUUAAAUUUUACUACCUUUUACACUGUCACCACCUGAUUUGUUGAGUUGUUACUUUCAUGUAAACAUAUUAUCAUUACAAUUUCAAACUGAUGUUUGAAUCACGAGUUCUUCCUCGACUUAGUUCACAUAUCAAGCUCCAAAUUUUCAAUUAACAAUGUUAGAAUGUAAUGUUGAAAAUGAACUAUUGUUGUAGAGUUUUUUUAUUUUAAUUUUUGAAGUAUUGCAAGUUAAUUGUAAUGAAUCCACUUACAUGAAAUGGAAGUUCAAAUGUGUUUUUAUUUCA
Messenger RNA from Trifolium pratense (red clover), 2445 nucleotides. Its product is annotated as cell division control protein 45 homolog. The transcript has a single exon. The record is from RefSeq and is a predicted model, not a curated record. Gene Ontology annotation, biological process: double-strand break repair via break-induced replication; mitotic DNA replication preinitiation complex assembly; DNA replication initiation. Lineage: Eukaryota; Viridiplantae; Streptophyta; Magnoliopsida; Fabales; Fabaceae. Gene Ontology annotation, cellular component: DNA replication preinitiation complex. Gene Ontology annotation, molecular function: single-stranded DNA binding; chromatin binding; DNA replication origin binding. The coding region runs from base 270 to 2096 and encodes 608 amino acids.